UUUGUAUGGUCAAGCUUUCCGAUCACAUUGUUUUAAGCGUCGUCAGGGCGUCAGAACAUAAACCGAACAAACAAAAUAUUUAUAUUGUAAUUAGAGAUUCAACAUGGAUAAAACAUCAUAUGAUGAAUGGAAGGCAACACGAGAGGUUUUGGAGAAAGUAACGAGGUCCUUAGAGAAAACAUUGAACAGUGCUGAAUAUCUACAGAGGGCCGGACAAGAGUAUGUCGGGCGAUACAGCCGUGCAACUAACCGUAGUGAACUGUCUGCAUCGACCGGCUCCGGCUCCGGCUCCGGCUCCGAGGAAAUCCAGGAGGCGAAGCAGAAUAUUGAUACAAGAUCUGAAAAAUGGAGGAAACUGCUCUUUCAGAAAAAAUGUCCUGUCCAGUUUGAAAAUGAGCCCCAUUGGUACAAAGUGUUGCAGCGUUAUAGACCAAGCCGUUCCCUGUAUGAUGGACUCGGGGCGAACACACCCGUAAAGGUUGAUGAAUCCGUCCAAACAGACUUCACUUUCGUCAGAAAAUGCUACGUACUGGGCAUGGAGUCGUUCGAAAAGGAAGAAAAGACGAGCGGAGUAUGGAAAAUGUGCUGCUGUGACAACAGAAACCGAGGAGACAUCACAAAAUGGACCAAAGAGCCGAGGACACAUGAAAAAGAACCGAACAAGAGCGGAGGAGACAUGAAAAAGGACCAAACAAGAGCCGAGGAGACAUCACAAAAUAGACCAAAGAGCCGAGGAGACAUCACAAAACAGACCAAAGAGCCGAGGAGACAUCAAAAAGGACCAAAAGAGCCGAGGAGACAUAAAAAGGACCAAACAAGAGCCGAGGAGACAUCAAAAACGGACCAAAAGAGCCGAGGAGACAUCAAAAAGGACCAAACAAGAGCCGAGGAGACAUCAAAAAGGACCAAAAGAGCCGAGGAGACAUCAAAACUGGACCAAAGAGCCGAGGAGACAUCAAAAAGAACCAAACAAGAGCCGAGGAGACAUCAAAAAGGACCAAAAGAGCCGAGCCGAGGAGACAUCAAAAAGGACCAAACAAUCGCCGAGGAGACAUCAAAAAGGACCAAUCAAGAGCCGAGGAGACAUAAAAAAGGACCAAAAGAGCCGAGGAGACAUCAAAAAGGACCAAACAAGAGCCGAGGAGACAUCACAAAAUGGACCAAAGAGCCGAGGAGACAUCAAAAAGGUCCAAACAAGAGCCGAGGAGACAUCAAAAAGGACCAAACAAGAGCCGAGGAGACAUCAAAAAGGACCAAUCAAGAGCCGAGGAGACAUAAAAGCCGAGGAGACAUCAAAAAGGACCAAAAGAGCCGAGCCGAGGAGACAUCAAAAAGGACCAAAAGAGCCGAGGAGACAUCAAAACUGGACCAAAGAGCCGAGGAGACAUCAAAAAGAACCAAACAAGAGCCGAGGAGACAUCAAAAAGGACCAAAAGAUUGUCACCNCGACGACAGUGUACGUAAUGAUGAUGACAGUGUACGUAAUGAUGUCGACAGUGUACAUAAUGAUGACAGUGUACGUAAUGAUGAUGACAGUGUACGUAAUGAUGACGACAGUGUAGGUCAUGAUGACGACAGUGUACGUAAUGAUGACGACAGUGUACGUAAUGAUGAGGACAGUGUACGUAAUGAUGACGACAGUGUACGUAAUGAUGACAAGUGUAUGUAA
Mizuhopecten yessoensis (Yesso scallop) is the source of this 1669-nucleotide messenger RNA. RefSeq names its product protein starmaker-like. The transcript has 8 exons. The coding region runs from base 104 to 1669 and encodes 521 amino acids. The record is from RefSeq and is a predicted model, not a curated record. Lineage: Eukaryota; Metazoa; Mollusca; Bivalvia; Pectinida; Pectinidae.